Molecule: messenger RNA, 7646 nt
Organism: Mercenaria mercenaria
Lineage: Eukaryota; Metazoa; Mollusca; Bivalvia; Venerida; Veneridae
Exons: 9
Coding region: 2826-7637 (1603 amino acids)
Molecular function (GO): serine-type endopeptidase inhibitor activity
Source: RefSeq, a predicted model, not a curated record
UAGAUAUCUUAAUAUAAUUAAUAUUAUAGGUAAAUGUUUUAUUAAAACAUUUUCAAUCAUUCUAUCUACACCUUCAUUCAAUUAUGGAUUGUUUUAUAAAAAAAGGGAAUAAACAAAAACGAAACUACCUAGAAUAUCAGAUAUAGUAUACUGGUUUUAUUUAACUGUUAUAUAUGUACUUUUAUUACAUACCUACAAAUUUUCUGUCUUAUAUACUUCAUGUAUGCCACUAACGAAUACAAAACCAUGUCACGGUUUCUCUCUCAUCGGAUACGGAAAACGUUCUAUUGGAAAUCACGUAAUGAUGACGUCCCGGCGUUCCAUGCGUCAAACUGUUCACCAUUUCAAACGAGUUUUUAUUCUUAUUUAUCUAAAACUUAUAGAACGUUGAUGUCAGUCCUUCAUACAUAACAUAAGAACGAUGAUGUCAGUCCUUCAUACGUAACAUAAGAACGAUGAUGUCAGUCCUUCACACGUAACGUAAGAACGAUGAUGUCAUUCCUUCACACAUAACAUAGUAAAGAUUACGUCAUUCCUUCACACAUAACAGAAGAACAAUGAUGUCAGACCUUCAUACGUAACAUAAGAACGAUGAUGUUUAGUCCUUCAUACGUAACAUAAAAAUGAUCGGAUGUCAUUCCUUCACACGUAACAUAAGAACAAUGAUGUCAUUCAUUCAACGUAACAUAAGAAUGAUGAUGUCAGUCCUUCACACGUAACGUAAGGACGAUGAUGACAUUCCUUCUCACAUAAUAUAAAAUGAUAUCAUUCCUUCAACGUAACAUAAGAACGAUGAUGUCAUUCAUUCAAGGUAACAUAAGAAGGUUGUCAUUCCUUCACACAUAACAUAGUAAAGAUUACGUCAUUCCUUCACACAUAACAGAAGAACAAUGAUGUCAGUCCUUCAUACGUAACAUAAGAACGAUGAUGUUAAGUCCUUCAUAUGUAACAUAAAAAUGAUCGGAUGUCAUUCCUUCACACGUAACAUAAGAACAAUGUUGUCAUUCAUUCAACGUAACAUAAGAAUGAUGAUGUUAGUCCUUCACACGUAACGUAAGGACGAUGAUGACAUUCCUUCUCACAUAAUAUAAAAUGAUAUCAUUCCUUCAACGUAACAUAAGAACGAUGAUGUCAUUCAUUCAAGGUGACAUAAGAAGGAUGUCAUUCCUUCACACAUAACAUAGUAAAGAUUACGUCAUUCCUUCACACAUAACAGAAGAACAAUGAUGUCAGUCCUUCAUACGUAACAUAAGAACGAUGAUGUUUAGUCCUUCAUACGUAACAUAAAAAUGAUCGGAUGUCAUUCCUUCACACGUAACAUAAGAACAAUGAUGUCAUUCAUUCAACGUAACAUAAGAAUGAUGAUGUCAGUCCUUCACACGUAACGUAAGGACGAUGAUGACAUUCCUUCUCACAUUAUAUAAAACGAUAUCAUUCCUUCAACGUAACAUAAGAACGAUGAUGUCAUUCAUUCAAGGUAACAUAAGAAGGUUGUCAUUCCUUCACACAUAACAUAGUAAAGAUUACGUCAUUCCUUCACACAUAACAGAAGAACAAUGAUGUCAGUCCUUCAUACGUAACAUAAGAACGAUGAUGUUUAGUCCUUCAUACGUAACAUAAAAAUGAUCGGAUGUCAUUCCUUCACACGUAACAUAAGAACAAUGAUGUCAUUCAUUCAACGUAACAUAAGAAUGAUGAUGUCAGUCCUUCACACGUAACGUAAGGACGAUGAUGACAUUCCUUCUCACAUAAUAUAAAAUGAUAUCAUUCCUUCAACGUAACAUAAGAACGAUGAUGUCAUUCAUUCAAGGUAACAUAAGAAGGAUGUCAUUCCUUCACACAUAACAUAGUAAAGAUUACGUCAUUCCUUCACACAUAACAGAAGAACAAUGAUGUCAGUCCUUCACACUUACGAAAAGAACGAUGAUGUCAGUUCUUCAUACGUAACAUAAGAACGAUGAUGUUUAGUGCUUCAUACGUAACAUAAAAAUGAUAGGAUGUCAUUCCUUCACACGUAACAGAAGGACGAUGAUGCCAUUACUUCAAACGUAACGUAAUAACAGUGAUGUCAUUCCUUCUCACAUAAUACAAGAACGAUGAUAUGAUUCCUUCACAGUUGUAAUUUCUGCGACAGUUUAUUCAGCCAGUGUUUAAUUCAAUGACGGUCUGCACACCCAUUCAGACACAGUAAUCUCGAUAUAUAGAUCAAACAAGUCGUGCCCGUCUUUCACGGUUCUUCAUGUUUUUCACUUUUGCUUCUGUAUUACCAGAAACUGCAAUAUAAUAUAGUCUGUGUGUUUAAUUAAUUGACGAACAACUCCUCUUAAUACUUUUUGUGGCUCUCACUUAGACCAUCACUGUACAAUGUAAUUUCAGAAUGCCGUAUCAAUCCGUCACCAGGCCGUUGCCGGGAACAAGACCGCAGGACUUAUUUCACCUACAGCGCAAAGACACAUAGAUGUACGCAGAUCUACGGGUGCUAUAGUAUUAGAGAUCGUAACGUAUUCCUGACACGUGACCGGUGCAGACAAGGAUGUUUCAAAAGUGACAAACCCCCGGAUGUAGAUGCCCAAUGUGCGAUAAAUCCGUCACCAGGUAAUUGUGCCGCGAACCAGCGAAGAAAUUACUACAGUUAUAGCUCAAAAACUUCAACAUGUGUACAAAUAUACGGCUGUUAUAGUGUCCGAGAUAGGAAUGUAUUCUUUACACGAGCUGGUUGUCGGCGUCAUUGUGUAACUCCGAGGAUUAAGCCACCGGUAGAAACUAAUUCUCAGACAAAGACUGAAACCAAUUUUGUCGAUGUUCGAAAUACUGAUAUAACUAACAUGAUUGAUGUCAGAAAUAGCGGGAAAACGAACAUGGUCGAUGUCAGAAAUGGCGGAAGUACGAAUAUGGUAGAUGUUAGAAAUGGCGGUAGAACGAAUAUGGUCGAUGUCAGAAAUGGAAGAACAAAUAUGGUCGAUGUCAGAAAUGGUGGAAGUACAAAGAUGGUCGAUGUCAGGAAUGGCGGAAGAACGAAUAUGGUCGAUGUCAGGAAUGGCGGAAGUACGAAUAUGGUAGAUGUUAGAAAUGGCGGUAGAACGAAUAUGGUCGAUGUCAGAAAUGGAAGAACGAAUAUGGUUGAUGUCAGAAAUGGUGGAAGUACAAAGAUGGUCGAUGUCAGAACGAAUAUGGUCGAUGUCAGGAAUGGCGGAAGUACGAAUAUGGUAGAUGUUAGAAAUGGCGGUAGAACGAAUAUGGUCGAUGUCAGAAAUGGAAGAACGAAUAUGGUCGAUGUCAGAAAUGGUGGAAGUACAAAGAUGGUCGAUGUCAGGAAUGGGGGUAGAACAAACAUGGUGGAUGUUAGAAAUGGCGGUAAAACUAACAUGGUCGAUAUCAGAAAUGGCGGAAGAACAAAUAUGGUAGAUGUAAGAAAUGGCGGGAGAACGAAUAUGGUCGAUGUCAGAAAUGGUGGGAAAACUAACAUGGUAGAUGUAAGAAAUAAUGGGAGAUCAAACAUGGUGGAUGUCAGAAAUGGUGGGAACACUAACAUGGUCGAUGUCAGAAAUGGCGGGAGAACGAAUAUGGUAGAUGUCAGAAAUGGAGGGAAAACUAGCAUGGUAGAUGUAAGAAAUAAUGGGAGAUCAAACAUGGUGAAUGUCAGAAAUGGCGAGAAAACUAACAUGGUCGAUGUCAGAAAUGGCGGGAGAACGAAUAUGGUAGAUGUCAGAAAUGGAGGAAAAACUAGCAUGGUAGAUGUAAGAAAUGGUGGGAGAACAAACAUGGUCGAUGUCAGAAAUAACGGGAGAAAGGAUAUGGUCGAUGUCAGAAAUGGUGGAAGAACGAAAAUGGUAGAUGUUAGAAAUGGCGGAAGAACGAGUAUGGUUGAUGUAAGAAAUACAGGGAGUAGCGGUAAUAUGGUUGAUAUAAGAAGAGGUGGUGGCUUGACAAUGACUGAUAUUAGAAAUGGCAAGACGUCCAAUAUGAAUGAUAUCAGAAAUAGCGGACGUACAAAUAUGGUCGAUGUGAGAACCAGCGGUACUUCAAAUAUGGUAGACGUCAGAAAGCCGGGAACAAACAUGGUUGAUAUUAGAAGUGAUGCCCCAAUAUCUAAUAUGAUUGAUAUCCGAGGAAAGGGUAAUAUGGUGGAUGUUAGAGGUAAUGGUGGCUCUUCCAUGGUCGACCUAAGGAAUGGUGGUUCUCAAAAUAUGGUUGACGUGCGAAACUCUCGAACAACGAAUAUGGUAGAUGUUAGAGGCACAGGAGGUUCUAACAUGGUAGAUGUGAGACAAGGAACGUCUGGAUCAUCAAUGGUUGAUGUUAGAAACGUUGCCGGAAGUCAGACUGGUACAAGGUUUGUUGAUGUACGUGGCGGUCAGACCGGUACAAAUUUAAUUGAUAUCCGAGGAAGGAAGAUUAAUGCCGGAAUGGUCGACAUCCGUGGUGGACAAACUAGACCCGGAAUGACUGACAUUCGAGGUGGACAGGCCAAUGGUGGAAUGGUUGACAUCCGUGGUGGGCAGGUUAGUGGCGGAAUGGUUGACAUCCGUGGUGGACAGGCUAAUGCAGGAAUGGUUGACAUCCGUGGCGGACAAACGGGUAGUGGAAUGGUUGACAUCCGUGGCGGACAGGCGGGUAGUGGAAUGGUUGACAUCCGUGGCGGACAAACGGGUAGUGGAAUGGUUGACAUCCGUGGCGGACAAACGGGCAGUGGAAUGGUUGACAUCCGUGGUGGACAGACUAAUACUGGGAUAGUUGACAUACGAGGGGGUCAGACUGGCAACAGAAUGGUGGACAUCCGUGGGGGACAAACUGGAAGUGGCAUGACUGACAUACGUGGCACACAGACAAGUAAUAGAAUGGUUGACAUCCGUGGCGGACAGACUGGUAAUGGCAUGGUUGACAUUCGUGGGGGACAGACAAGUAAUGGAAUGGUUGACAUCCGUAGUGGACAGACCGGUAGUGGCAUGGUUGACAUCCGUGGUGGACAGACUGCUGGCGGCAUGGUUGACAUUCGUGGUGGACAGACUGGUGGUGGUAUGGUUGACAUUCGUGGUGGACAAGCUGGUGGCGGCAUGGUUGACAUCCGUGGUGGACAGACUGGUGGUGGUAUGGUUGACAUCCGUGGUGGACAGACUGAUGGCGGCAUGGUUGACAUCCGUGGUGGACAGACUGGUGGUGGUAUGGUUGACAUCCGCGGGAGACAGACUGAUGGCGGCAUGGUUGACAUCCGUGGUGGACAGACUGGUGGUGGUAUGGUUGACAUCCGCGGGGGACAAACGGGUAGCGGAAUGGUUGACAUCCGUAGUGGACAGGUUACUACUGGAAUGGUUGAUAUCCGUGGGGGACAGACUGGAAUUGGCAUGGUUGACAUUCGCGGGGGACAGUCCGGAAGUGGCAUGGUUGACAUCCGAGGCGGACAGACCGGAAGUGGCAUGGUUGACAUUCGUGGUGGACAGACCGGAAGUGGCAUGGUUGACAUCCGUGGUGGUCAGACCAGUUCCGGGAUGGUCGACAUCCGCGGUGGACAGACCGGCAGUGGCAUGGUUGACAUCCGCGAUGGACAGACUGGGACUGGAAUGGUUGACGUCAGAGACAAACAGCAAAACAUGAUUGAUAUCAGAAAAGGAUCUGCUACAACAGACACCCGGCCUCAGGUUAACCCGUUAGAUCCGCAGUCAUUAACGGAUUUACCAAUUAUCAACAUAGAGCCAGGAAUUAGAAUCGCUAGAGAGUGCAUGAUCAACCCAACUCCAGGAUUCUGUCUUGAGAAUCAACGAAAGACAUUCUGGACAUUCAGCACGAAGACAAACAGCUGCACGAGAAUCAUGGGUUGUUUCGAUAUUCACGAUAGAAACACGUGGUUAACGUUACAGGGAUGUAGAAGAAAUUGUUUCAAGAAUGACAGCGCGGUUGAAGACAACAGCGGAGUACUGCCACUAGAAUGUCAGCUAAAUCCUACGCCUGGGCGCUGCCUUCCCAGUGACGAACAUACUGUAUGGGUAUACAACACAAAGCUUGGAGCGUGCACACAGAUAACGGGAUGUUACGACUUCCACGACCGGAACGUCUGGUCCUCACGUGAUAGAUGCAGGACCAAAUGUCGGGUCAGCUCGUCUAUCAUUGCACCGGAAAUGCCACAAGACCUUGAAGGGCUUCGUAUUCAUCCAGAAUGUCACAUAAACCCGUCUCCUGGAAGAUGUCUGGAGAAUCAGCAGAAGACAUUCUGGACGUUCAGUAGUAAAACAAGCGCAUGCACGAGAAUCACGGGCUGUUACAACAUCCGAGACAGGAACACGUGGAGAACUCGUAAAGAAUGCAGAGGGAGCUGUUACGUUAACGCAAGUGACGUCUCGUUUGCAAAACCAUUAGAAUGCAAACUUGUUCCGUCUCCUGGCCGAUGUCUGGACAGUCAGAAGAAAUCUGUCUAUACAUACAGCGAUAAACUAGGUGUUUGUGUCGAGAUCACAGGUUGCUACGAUUUCCACGAUAGAAAUGUAUGGAGGACCGUUGAGGCUUGCAAUGAACGAUGCCAUGUCAAUGUUUCUGUGCUUCUAGAUCUGUCUAAUUACGAUAUAGCACAGGGAUGCCAGCUAAAUCCCACCCCUGGUCGCUGUAUGGAGAGUCAGAAAAGGUCGUUUUAUACCUUCAGUAAGAAGGCGGGUGGGUGUGUAGAGAUAUACGGCUGUUACACCAUCAAUGACCGAAAUGUUUGGUAUACCAGAAACGGUUGCAGAAAUAGUUGCCUUUUACCAAAAACAGGCUCUGGAACACUUCCGGAUGUCUCAAGAACGUGUUUGCGACCACCAAUUCAAAGACCUUGCUUGCCGAACCAGCGACAGGAAUGGUAUAGCUAUGAUAUAAACACGGGCGCGUGUGAAAGAAUACAAGGUUGCUAUCGAAUAGCAGACCAGAAUGUUUUCAUGAGCCGUCGACAGUGCGAGUUGGGCUGUCACAACAGACAACCAGAGUACACCAUCGGAGGUAUAGCUAGAGAGUGUCGUCUUAAUCCCACACCGGGUGUAUGCCGACAAGACGAACGAAGAUCGUACUGGAGCUAUAGCCAGAAGACCGGAACCUGCGUGGAGUUGACCGGAUGUUACACUAUUCGCGACAGAAAUGUCUGGUUAAGCAGAGAAAUGUGUAGAAACAAUUGCAUAAAGAGGGAAAUCGAACCUCGUAGUAAUGUAAUUCCUAAUUUCUUAGCCGGUGGUUCGAAUGGAAUUAAUGGGAUUGAAAUAAAUGGCUUUCGUAGAGGUAGGCGUGGGCGUAUUCUUACACGCAACAUGAAUCGCAACGCUCCACUUCUAAACCAGGUCCGAGACGUAACUGUUUCUGAAGAAAACCAGUCACGUGAUAUCACAGCUACCGGAAGUGGAACAACAUUUGAAUCAAACCCGACGACACGUGACUCAACUGCGGCCGGAAGCGGAAAUACACCACGUGACGUAACGGUUACACGCGACAGUCAAGGUCGGGAGAUUGUUGUGUCGGAUGUAGUUGUUACAAAAGUAGACACUUUCGAUAUCAGUGUACAGAAUGCUGGUGCACCGCAGACCCCUCCCUCACCACCGCCUAUACCCCCUGCACAAGAUGCAGGAAGAAUGCCUUCUAGUAGAGUAGUGGCUAACCUGUUCAUGCUAAAUGCUAUAGAAUAAUAAAACAUU